AUGAUUAUUGAUGAUGUGGAAGAGAGAGAAACCCCUGUCCUGAAACUAGCCAAGCUCCUCCACUCCAAGGGCUUCUUCAUCACCUUCGUCAACACCGAAUUCAACCACAGCCGGCUCGUCCGCGCCCGUGGGCCCGAUUCCGUAUCGGGCCUCCCGGGCUUCCAGUUCCGAGCCAUACCCGACGGCCUGCCGCCCUCGGGUAAGGACGCCACCCAGGACAUACCCCAGCUUUGCGACUCCCUCACCAAAAACGGGCUCCCCCCGUUUUUGGACCUCAUUCAUUCCCUCAACGACUCCACCGACUGCCCGCCCGUCACCUGCAUAAUCUCCGACGGGGUCAUGAGCUUCACGCUUGAUGCCGCUGAAAAGCUUAACAUUCCGGAGCUCGUUUUCUUCACCACAAGCGCUUAUGAGAGCCAAAUCAGCAACGGGUACCUUGAGACUGAACUGGAGUGGGUCCCAGGGAUGAAAGGCAUAAGGCUGAGGGACUUUCCCAGCUUCAUACGCACCACGGACCCCGACGACAUCAUGGUCAACUACAACAUCCUCCAGACAAAGAACGCGUCGCGGGCCCGGGCCGUAAUCCUCAACACAUUCGAAGACCUCGAGAGGCCCGUCCUCGACGCCCUCCGCCAGAGAUUCGGCCGCGUCCUGACCGUGGGCCCUCUCCAGCUCCUCGAGAGCCGGCUCGUCGAGACGAGCCCCGAGUCCCUGUCCAUCGGCUCGAGCCUCUGGAAGGAGGACGACGCUUGCGUGUCGUGGCUCGACCGGCGUGCUCCGAACUCGGUCUUGUACGUCAAUUUCGGGAGCAUCACCGUCCUGUCGCCCGAGCAGCUGCUCGAGUUCGCGUGGGGCCUUGCGAAUAGCAACCACUACUUCUUGUGGGUGAUUCGGCCCGAUCUGGUGAGCGGGGACAGAGCCGUCCUUCCCGAGGAGUACUCGGAGGAGGUUUCGGGCCGGGCCAUGAUGGUGGGAUGGUGCUCCCAAGAGCACGUAUUGGCCCAUCCGGCGGUUGGAGGUUUUUUGACCCACUCGGGAUGGAACUCGACGAUCGAGGGAGUGUCGGAGGGCGUGCCGAUGAUCAGCUGGCCGUUUUUCGCGGAGCAGCAGACGAAUUGUCGGUACGUGUGCCGGGAUUGGGGGAUGGGCGUGGAGAUUGAGGGAGAGGUGAGGAGAGAGAAAGUGGCGGAGCUCGUGAAGUUGUUGAUGGAAGGGGAGAAGGGGAAGGAGAUGCGGAAGAAGGCGGCCGAGUGGAAGGAGAAGGCCCGCUCGGCCGCGUGGCCAGGUGGAUCAUCGUACGAAAAUCUAGAACUGCUGAUCGAUGACGUUCUUCUGAAGAAUUAG
Messenger RNA from Striga hermonthica, 1344 nucleotides. The record is from the annotation of a GenBank genome assembly. NCBI's taxonomy places the organism in Eukaryota, Viridiplantae, Streptophyta, Magnoliopsida, Lamiales, Orobanchaceae.